GUACAUAGUAGUAUUGCGCUAGUAACCUGGCACUGCCUGGACGAAAGCCUGGACGAAACCUUGAAUCGCAACGGUGAUCAUUUUGAAUUCAAUUUGAUUCAUCAAUCUCCUUCUUUCUUCAAUUUUUGAACCCCACAACAGUCAGGGUCCACCUCACUUUGGAAUCAUUUACAUAAGCCCCAUUGUGCCACUGAGUUGCUAAGUUGCUACCAAGAACAUACAAGGUGGCAGGGUGGUCAAUAAUUUGACCAAUAAUUUAAAGGACUACACUUUCCACCUUCAACGUUGAACACCAACCCGUUGAACACCAACCAUUUGACCUUCUUUUGUCUCGCUCUCCCCCUUCUCGAUUACAUAUACAGGCAAAACCAUAAACAUACCUAGGAUCCCUAUCAACACAUCCGCUCAAGCGAAAAUGCCUCCCGAUGACCUCCUCACCGAUGAACGAGCUGCCGAGCUUCUAGUUGAAGAAGCAAAAGAUUAUUCGCUUAGAUAUUCCGCCAUGGGUCUCGACGCUAUCAAGCCUGCCAGGCGCCCUGCGAAUCAGCCUAAGCCUAAUACCCGAUUUCUCAACAACAUCAUUCGUGAUACCAACAGUCACAAUCGUGCUCUAUUAGCCAAAGAAAGCGCUGAAUCACGAGCGAAACUACGUGAACUCGAGGUCGCUGAGAAGGCAAAGCAAAGGGAAGAGGAGCACAGACAACGAAAGACUAGACCUGGCCCUGGUGAUACGCGAAAGCGUAUGCUUGGAGAUAUUGCUGCCAUACUGGGUGGAUCAUCCAAGAGGCGUAAGACCGAGAACACCGAUACGUCUACUGGCAAUGCUCCCACAUCGUCGGAACGUGCCUCGGAAGGAAGCUCCCAUCGAUCACAUAAGAAUCCUUCAACGAACGGCGACUCUCACGCUAAGAAGGAGAAGAGCCGAAGGGAUCGUAUAGCGGAACGUAUGGAGGUACCACGUCGUUCUCACCGCCGGGAAGAAGAACGCGAAACAGUGGAAGCGACUUCGUCUAGUUCUCGAAAGCGCAAGCACCGGGAACGUUCACCUCGACGCGAUAGUCACCGACCAUCGAAAGACGCAAAGCGUGCUAAAGAUCAGUCUUCCCAAUCUGAAAGUUCAUCUGAUUCAGAUCCCUUGGAUGAAAUUAUUGGGCCUGCACCAGCAACAAGCAGCAGUGUUCGUCGACGAGGACGUGGAGCUAAUGCCGCCAAGUCUGGGAUAGAUGAGCGAUUUGCACCUGACUACGACCCGAGAAAAGAUGUGACGCCUGAGCCGGAUGACAAGGACGACUGGACUCUUGCGGCAGAAGCAUUCCGCGAUCGCCAGAAGUGGAAGAAGCAAGGGGCUGAUAGAUUGCGUUCUGCGGGAUUCACCGAGGAGCAGAUCAAGAAGUGGGAGAAGGGUGACGAGAAAGACGAAGCCGACGUCCAAUGGACCAAAGCCGGUGGCUUGAGAGAAUGGGAUCGCGGCAAGGUGGUCAAUAAAGAUGGCACUGUGAGCCUUGCUAAAGAUGCCAAAAAGUAAAGACGAUUCAUGAGGCACGUUAUAGUCGAUGCAGUUGUGGAUACAUACCUACAGGUGUUUUUUUUUCUUUGGCUUUAUCAGUUGCAUAGCAUAGCAUGGCACAGCAAAGCAUGGCAUGGUAUGGUGUUGGUGGCAAUUUUGCAACGAAACAGUAAACGCACUUCACGCGAUGGGAUACGCUAGGUAGUACGUUGAAUUGUCGGCUCCUAGAAACUUGAAAGUGCAUACCUAGUACCUUUAUAUUGAACUUUGAUAGUGCCACUACUUACAUACUAUGUACCGGGUAUGUACUACCUAGGUUAGUGGUUUCAAUGUUUCUUACACGCGAAAGUUGGGGGGACCUUUCGAUACUUCAAAUCUAACUGUGUUUAUGAUGAUGCAUACAUGAGAAACAAUAGCCGUGUCAGUCAGUCAGAGGCAAGGUGCCAUUUGCUAAAAGUAGUGGCAUUUGGCAUUUUGCGGUUGGGGUGGUGGGAU
This is a messenger RNA of Hypoxylon fragiforme, 2002 nucleotides long. RefSeq lists its product as uncharacterized. The transcript is spliced from 2 exons. The record is from RefSeq and is a predicted model, not a curated record. NCBI's taxonomy places the organism in Eukaryota, Fungi, Ascomycota, Sordariomycetes, Xylariales, Hypoxylaceae. Bases 416 to 1525 code for a protein of 369 amino acids.